GUUAUAUUAUAUAACUUGAUUUUUUUCCGCUAUUAUUAUUUGGCACUGCUGCAGAAACCACAAACUAGCAGACGAAGUUGAUGAUGAAAUAUUCGUCACUUGUGUAAUUUUGUUGGAGUUCCGUCUUAUUCACAAUCACAAUUCACCAAAUUGUCAGAGAAAAAUAAAAUUGCCUAAGACGAAUAUUCCUACUGGAAUGCUCAUACUGAGUGCCUCCAGUUUCCUUCGAGGCCUUCAAGCCACCACUCACAAUGGGUUACCCCGUGUCCAGUGUGCUAUGGGACAGAGUCUACGAUAUCACUUACCCUACAGUAAUGUUGCUUACAAGGCAGCAUAUCCAGUCCACAAGAAUUUUGUUAAUGUUAAAUCAGAUUUUUUAGUUGUGCAAUGUCGUAGCUUACAGACAACAAAUUCCAAAUGGGACAAUGACCCCCUCAAGCCUUCGUCAAGGGUUGAAGAGUCAGUCCUGGCUUUCAAAGAGGAUCUGAAGAAAGAACAAGAAAAGAAGUCAACUGCCACUCAGCCAUUGAUGACAACUGCAGUAGCGAAACCAUCUAUUGGCAAAAGAAUCAUGGAUGAACUAAAACACUAUUAUCAUGGUUUUCGUCUGCUAUUUAUCGAUGUGAAAAUAUCGUGGAAUCUUCUUUGGCGCUUAUUGAGAGGAGAAUCGCUUUCACGUAGGGAGAAGAAACAACUCGUGAAAACAUCAGCUGAUGUGUUCCGUCUAGUGCCUUUCUCCGUCUUCAUUAUCGUUCCCUUCAUGGAAUUUACUCUACCCAUCUUCCUGAAACUUUUCCCCAAUAUGUUGCCAUCCACUUUCCAAACGGCCAAUGAAAAAGAAGCAAAAAUGAAGACAUCAUUAAAGGUUAAACUGGAAAUGGCCAAGUUUUUACAGCAAACAUUGGAUGAAAUGGCUUUAAAACGAGCCGUGGGAAGUGGCCAUCAGAGCUACACGGCUAAAGAGUUUGCAGAAUUUUGUGUCAAAAUUCGUAGUUCGGGACAGCAAGCUUCCAACGAAGACAUUCUGCGUUUCUCUAAGCUCUUCGAAGAUGAAAUAACUCUGGAUUCUUUGUCACGGCCCCAACUAUUAGCUCUGUGUCGUGUGCUAGAGAUCGCAACACUUGGACCCAAUAGCCUUCUUCGUUUUCAGUUGAGGAUGAGGCUUCGAAGCUUGGCCGCUGACGACAAAGUGAUACAAAAGGAAGGCAUCGACUCUCUGACCGUCAGUGAACUACAAGCAGCUUGUCGAGCUCGCGGCAUGAGAGCAUUAGGAAUUAGCGAAAUCCGUCUCAAGUCUCAAUUGCUCCAAUGGCUUGAUCUGAGUCUGAACGAAAAAGUUCCUCCUUCAUUAAUGCUUCUCUCUCGUGCACUCUACUUACCGGAUAGCGAUGUUACCUCUGAUCAGCUCAAGGCAACAAUUGCCUCUCUUCCAGAAUCCGUAGUUGCGCAAACACGCGACGCAAUCAGUCAACGCCGUGGUAAGAUCGACAACGAAGCUCGUAUUCUGGCUGUGAAAUUAGAAGAAGCUAUGAUUGAAGAAGAGCGCAAAGAAAGUAUUGCCAAACCAGUUCCAGUCCCAGCUGCUCUGUCACCAGCGUCAGCCUCCGAGUUGCUAGCAGAUUUAGCUCCAGUGAUUCAAGAUAAAGCUAAGGUGUUGACACCAGCUUCGGCUACUGAUGACCAAUUGACUUCAGCUGAUGUCGCCGCCUUGGAAAACGCACUGGAAAGCAUCGGUGUCCAGCGCAAGCGACUCUUAAUUGAGAAAGAAGAACUGACAGAGCUCAAAGAAGAAAUGGCUGAAUAUCAAGAAGAUAUUGAGGAAUUGAAAGACUUUUUGGAUUCUUCUGCUACCCAACAGGCACCAGAACGUAGACGCUUGGUUCUUCGGGAAUCAAAGGCAGCCCGACGCCUUUUCCUCUCUGUUAACCGCAUGAUCCAUCAACUUGACGGUACAGUCGAUCGUCUCGAAGGAAGAGUCGAGCGCAAAACGGAUGAUAGUGGAGAAAAAGUGGCUGAAGUUGAAGAGAUUGUCUCUAUUGAAGAAUUAAUUGCUUCUAUCCGAAGACUGCAGGCCGUGGAGAAUUCGGCGAAGCUUCAGCAAAUUGUCCAACUCCUUGGUCAGAUUGAUCAAGAUUGUGAUGGAGUCGUCAAAGUUGAUGAUCUCGUGAAGGUGAUUGAAUUAUUGAGUGAUGAAAAGAUCCAGAUGAGCUCAAAGCAAAUGACAGAAAUCCUAAAUUUGGUUAACAAAGAAGAAAUUCUUGAAAUGGAAGGGAAAGUCGAAAAGGCUCUCGGUCAGGCGAAAAUAGCUGCAGCUCACGCGGCGGCUGCUGCGGUCAACGUCGCACUUAGAGUUGAUCCACAAGCAAUUUCUGUCGAGAAAAUUCCCAUGGAUGAAGAUGUGAAGAAACCCAAAAUGACUGAAGAGGAUAAUAAAAACAACACCGAAGAGGAGAGGAAAAAAGCUUCUGGAAAUCAAUCAGGCAGUGCUUGAUGUCCUGACUGGCUUCACAUACAUUUUAGUUCAAUUUCGGGUUGAUAAUUGGCAUAAUUCUAUAUGUCAAUGUCAGAAAAACGCCACAUGUUUUCUUUUUUUUUUUUUUGUAAAUUUUAUCAUUACAAACUGGUUUAUGUAAAAAAAUUUGUUUUAUGUGAACUGGCCGCCACUACGGCAUUUUGAUGCGGCAUGUGUCCCUAAUUCCCUUUUUUGCGCUUGCUUGAUGUUAUUCCACGGGCAAUUCGUAACAAAUCGUAACGGGCAAAACAAAAUGUUAAAUUCUGUCGUUUGAACCGUUGUUUAGUGAUUUAAUGGACUGUUUUGUAACGGUGAUUUGGAGCGCAACUGUUCGUCAGCAUAAGUCCAAAUUAUGGGAAAUAAAGCAAAGGUUUAGCAUCGUCA
Daphnia pulicaria is the source of this 2896-nucleotide messenger RNA. RefSeq names its product mitochondrial proton/calcium exchanger protein-like. The transcript has 4 exons. Gene Ontology annotation, cellular component: mitochondrial inner membrane. Gene Ontology annotation, molecular function: ribosome binding; calcium ion binding. Bases 197 to 2491 code for a protein of 764 amino acids. NCBI's taxonomy places the organism in Eukaryota, Metazoa, Arthropoda, Branchiopoda, Diplostraca, Daphniidae. Gene Ontology annotation, biological process: intracellular monoatomic cation homeostasis. The record is from RefSeq and is a predicted model, not a curated record.